UGUGGCCCGAGGUGCCAUCCGCCACCUUCUUCACCGCGCUGCUCUCGCUGCUGGUAUCCGGGCCCCGUCUGUUCCUGCUGCAGCAGCCCCUGGCGCCCUCGGGUCUCUCGCUGCGAUCCGAGGCCCUGCGCAACUGGCAAGCCACUAUGGAAGGAGAGGUCAGGAUUACAGCCGAGGAGACGGGCACAAAGAGUGUUAAGUGACACCCACUCAAUCCACCUGAAGCUGUUACAAUUAAUUAACCCUCAAACUGCCCGGUGAGAUAGUCACAGAUAAGACUUGCUCCAGGUCUGGGAAAGAGCAAAGAUUAGACAUCCCCGCCUCUACUUAGAGUCCUGGGUCCUUCGCUGUUGCUCCCCUCUGCUUAUCCCGCUGGCUCCGGGCUGAUUUUCCCUGGCAACGAGAGCCAGCUGCUCCCCGUUUUCCUAGUUUACAGGCUGGUGACCUACAUCUUUGUCUACGAGAAUCCUGUCUCCUUGCUCUGCGGUGCCAUCGUCAUCUGGCGCUUUGCUGGCAAUUUUGAGAGAACCGUGGGCACCGUCCGCCACUGCUUCUUCACCGUGGUCUUCGCCGUCAUCUGUGCCAUCAUCUUCCUGUCGUUUGAAGCCGUGUCAUCGCUGUCAAAGCUCGGGGAGGUGGAGGACGCCCGCGGUUUCACCCCCGUGGCUUUCGCCAUGCUGGGAGUCAACUGCGUCCGCUCUCGGAUGCGGCGGGCCCUGGUGUUCGGCAUGGUUGUGCCCUCACUGCUGGUGCCCUGGCUCCUGCUCUGUGCCUCCUGGCUCAUUCCCCAGACCUCUUUCCUCAGUAACGUCUGUGGCCUGGGAAUAGGGCUAGCAUACGGCUUCACCUACUGCUUCUCCUUUGACGUCCCAGAGCAAGUCGCAAUGAAGCUCGACCAGAAGUUCCCCUUCAGCCUGAUGAGGAGGAUUUCGAUGUUCAAGUACAUCUCCGGCUCUUCAGCCGAAAGGAGGGCAGCCCAAAGCCGGAAGCCGAACCCUGUGCCCGGCUCCUACCCCACACAGAGUGGCCACCCUCACCUGACCCCGAACCACCCUGCCGCCCAGAUGCAGCACGCCAGUGGCCAGAAACUGGCCUCCUGGCCAUCGUGUGCUCCUGGGCACAUGCCCAGCCUGCCUCCGUACCAGCCUGCCUCCGGCCUGUGCUACGUGCAGAAUCAUUUUGGCACAACCCCCAACUCCUCUGGUGUCUACCCAGCUUCUGCGGGUGCCUCCCUGGGAGUCCAGCCCCCCGCCCCCCUCAACUGCCCUGGCACCGUGUAUUCCGGGGCCCUGGCCACUCCAGCCGCCACAGGCUCCAAGGAGUGCUCAAGGGUCCUGAUGCCCUGAGUGUUUCCAGGGACGCGGUCUCCCCUCUUGGCCUUCUCAAAAAGGGCCUCUCUGAGCUGAGAUUUUCUUGACACGAAGUUAUUUAUUGGACACCUCUAUGUGCCACGCUCUGUGUUGAGUAUUUUGAUAUGUGUUCCUGUUCAGUCUCCUUUAUCCUCAUGACAGCUUCGUGAAGUACAGUGGUCCCCACUUCCCAGAUGCAGAAAGCAGGGCGCCCAGUGAGGACGCGUGGCUCUCGUGGCACAGCUGGGGGCGCUUGGCUUCAGGCCCAGGCCCCUCCCACCCACUUCCCCCCGACAAAGAAGCCCCGGAGCAGGGGGAUCGGUUGCCAGUGGCUCCCCCCAGCUCUCGGUUCCUUCCUGUCCUUGCGCACAGCUCCCUUGGUUACCCCGUGUCUGUGUGUCCGUGCGUCCGUGUGUGCCCUCGGGAGCGCCCUGUUGGUGUGCUGGCCGGUCCCAGGGCCUGUGCAGUGACGCCCCCACCACCCAGACUUCUGCCCCAGGGCUGGUGAGACGGGCCUGCGUGCGCCCCAGCCGGAUGCUGACGGUCCGUUGCGUUGGUUACAUUUGUAUAAAGAAACUGCCUCCAACCUGC
This is a messenger RNA of Cervus elaphus (red deer), 1940 nucleotides long. RefSeq names its product rhomboid domain containing 2 (gene RHBDD2). The record is from RefSeq and is a predicted model, not a curated record. The coding region runs from base 675 to 1346 and encodes 223 amino acids. The transcript is spliced from 6 exons. NCBI's taxonomy places the organism in Eukaryota, Metazoa, Chordata, Mammalia, Artiodactyla, Cervidae. Gene Ontology annotation, cellular component: membrane. Gene Ontology annotation, molecular function: serine-type endopeptidase activity.